Molecule: messenger RNA, 1507 nt
Organism: Sorghum bicolor (sorghum)
Lineage: Eukaryota; Viridiplantae; Streptophyta; Magnoliopsida; Poales; Poaceae
Product: E3 ubiquitin-protein ligase RZF1
Exons: 3
Coding region: 91-1047 (318 amino acids)
Biological process (GO): protein ubiquitination
Cellular component (GO): cytoplasm
Molecular function (GO): ubiquitin protein ligase activity
Source: RefSeq, a predicted model, not a curated record
CCGAGAGCUACAGCUGCUCAGGACGCAACAAGCACCAACAAACCAACCCACCCGACGCAAGGAACCGAACCAACCACCGUCCCGCCGACGAUGUCGGCGACGACGCCCGCGCCCGCGCGCCACCGGACGUGCCGCAUGUACUGGUGCUACCAGUGCGGCCGCGCGCUCCGCAUCAUCUCCUACCCGUCCACCGACGUCUUCUGCCCGCGCUGCUUCGGCCGCUUCCUCCACGAGAUCGACCCCACGCCGGCGCGCCCCGCGUUCCCGCCGCCGCACUUCCUCCCGCACCCGUUCCACCCGCAGCACCAGUACGACGGCCACCCGCGCCGCUGGGUCAUAUACGGCGGGGAGCCGACGACGACGACGACGGUACCAGGCCGCGCGUUCCGCCAGCCUGCGACGUCGCAGGCACCUGCCACGCCUCCUGCUCCUGCACCGGUUCGACGGCGCGUGCCCUCCCCGCCGCCGGUGCCGCGGCGGCCGUCCACGCCCCCGGCCAUCGACCCCGGCAACUACUUCACGGGGCCAAACCUGAACAACCUCAUCGAGGAGAUCACGCAGAACGACCGGCCUGGGCCGGCUCCGGCGCCGUCGUCGGCCAUCGACUCGCUCCCAACGGUGCGGAUCACCGGAGCGCACCUGUCGGACGGCUCGCAGUGCCCCGUGUGCAAGGAGGACUUCGAGCUCGGGGAGGCCGCGCGGCAGCUGCCGUGCAAGCACGUCUACCACUCCGACUGCAUCGUGCCGUGGCUCCGCCUGCACAACUCCUGCCCGGUCUGCCGGUACCAGCUGCCGGGAGCCGGGUCCAACGGCGGCGGCAGCCUGCAGGCCGCGCCUCGCGGCGGAAGCAACGGCAACAACAGGAACAGGGAGAGGGAGAGGGAGCCCGCGACGUUGGUGCGGUGGGGGCCCUUCUCGUGGCUGUUUCCACCGCGCGAGAUGGACGACCCCGACGACCACGCGUGGGAGCACGAGCGGCGCGGCAGGCACGACGCGGCCGACGCCGGCGCAUUCUACGCUUGGUGGCGCUCUCUGUUUCUCAUAUAGAUGUUCUCGUCGAGUCCUUACGGUAUCCAGAGAAGAACGCCUCCUACCCAGUAACUAUUGCGCCGUUCUGCCAGUUCAGUGUCAAGUUGUUAAUAGUGGAAGAUUGGUGGAAGCCUGAUGUGAAGAUGUAGACCUGCCAUGUAAAAAUGAAAUGGCGACCCACUGUAAAUGCGAGUAAAUCAAGCAUCGUAAAAGGAGCGUGCUUAAAAGACAGGCUCCAUGUAAAGCGAGUAAAUCACGCAUCGUAGAAGGAGCGUGCCAAAUUAAAAGGCAGGCUCCAUGUAAAGCGAAUGUCUCGAUGAUAUAUCAUGUUAACAGUAACAGUAAUUUCUGAAACGCGCCGAAGACAUUUCUAUGUGAUGUGUCUGAUGCUGGCAGAGCUAGUAGCAGAAUCUUGUAAGUACUUGUUCUAUGGGACGAACCUCUGAGUGACAAAAAGGCAAAUCCAAAAAAAAAAAAA